AUGUACUUCAAGUACGCAGCUGCAGCUCUGACUGCUGUGAUUCCUCUAUGUUCUGCACAGACAUACUCCCAGUGCAAUCCUCUUCAAAAGUCCUGUCCACCCAACAAGGGUCUUACCCAAUCCAGCUACACUGCCGAUUUCACUAAAGACUUGGGUGACUGGGUAGUCACUGCCGGUAGCGUCCCCGUUGGUCCCCAGGGUGCUGAAUUCACCGUCGCGAAGAGGGGCGAUGCGCCGACCAUCGACACCAGCUUCUACUUCUUCUUCGGCAAGGCCGAGGUGGUGAUGAAGGCCGCGCCGGGGACUGGCAUCGUGAGCAGCAUCGUGCUGGAGUCGGACGAUCUGGAUGAGAUCGACUGGGAAGCAUUGGGUGGAGAUACCACUCAGAUUCAGACCAACUACUUCGGCAAAGGCGACACCACAACCUACGACCGGGGCACCUACCAGGCCGUGAACGCGCCCCAGGACAUCUUCCACACCUACACCGUCGACUGGACCAAGGACUACAUCACGUGGGCCAUCGAUGGCGCCGUCGUGCGCACCCUUAACUUCAACGACGCCAAGGGCGGCACCCGCUUCCCCCAGACCCCCAUGCGCCUGCGCCUCGGCUCGUGGGCCGGCGGUGACCCGGGUAACGCCCCCGGCACCAUCCAGUGGGCCGGUGGUGAAACCGACUACAGCAAGGGUCCCUUCACCAUGUACGUCAAGUCGGUGAACAUCCAGAACAGCAACCCCGCCGAGUCCUACACCUACGCCGACAACAGCGGCUCGUGGCAGAGCAUCAAGCUCAGCGGUGCUGCGGCCCCGCAGCCGAAUCCCCCCACCCCCAACCCGCCCGCCCCUACCACCACCCCAUCUGCACCUGCUCCCUCCACCACUACUUCCGCCUCUUCUUCCUCCAAACCCGAAGAUACUACAACCGCUACCCCCCAGCCGCUAUCCACCACCCUGGCGACUACCACCCAGGCGACCACCACCCAGGCCUCCUCCACCGGCUCGGAUUCCACCCCCACCGAGUCGAGCCCCAGCUCCCCCAGCUCGAGCUCGACUUCGAACCCUAGCCCCAGCGCCGGCUCCGGCUCCGGCUCCGGCUCCUCUGGCUCUGGCUCCGGCUCCUCUGGCUCUGGCUCCGGCUCCUCUGGCUCUGGCUCCGGCUCCUCUGGCUCUGGCUCCGGCAGCAGCAGCAACGGUAGCUCCUCCACCCCCACCUCAGGCUCCACCUCAGGCUCCACCUCAGGCUCCACCUCAGGCUCCACCUCAGGCUCCUCCUCGGGCUCGCCCUCCGCCUCCAACUCCGGCGCCGCGCCCACCGUCUCCCUGUUCCCCGGCGCGGCCGCGUCGCUCAAGGGCUCGUAUACGGGCUCUCUCCUGGCCGUGGGUGCAGUGGCUGCCGUCCUGGCGUUUUGA
Aspergillus clavatus NRRL 1 is the source of this 1407-nucleotide messenger RNA. Its product is annotated as glycoside hydrolase family 16 protein. Gene Ontology annotation, biological process: fungal-type cell wall organization; carbohydrate metabolic process. The transcript is spliced from 3 exons. NCBI's taxonomy places the organism in Eukaryota, Fungi, Ascomycota, Eurotiomycetes, Eurotiales, Aspergillaceae. The record is from RefSeq and is a predicted model, not a curated record. The coding region runs from base 1 to 1407 and encodes 468 amino acids. Gene Ontology annotation, molecular function: hydrolase activity, hydrolyzing O-glycosyl compounds; glycosyltransferase activity. Gene Ontology annotation, cellular component: fungal-type cell wall.